GCAAGGAAGCACUUCACUUCCUGUCUUUAGCUGCUGAGUGUUGACGUCACGCAUUAUCCAGGUAAAUUGAAACGGAUGUCCACCCGGAUCAUUUCGGACUUUGUUCCAGUUUUGGAUUAGCCACACAGGCAGGAGUCAGUGUGAGGGACAGGCCCGUGUUGUGUUCAUGUGGAGCGGACCGUUGGCGCUGAGCGUCCGGACGUCUGGAGACGAUGGCAGGGUGUCUGCUGCUGAUCGGUGGGCUUCUGGAGCUCUGUAUUGGCGUCUUAGCGAACGGAGACGGUUAUCCCAUCUUCACCGAUGAAAUUCCUUUCAAAAUCACAUGGCCUGGGGUUGAUUUUAAAAUGCCCACUUCCGGUGGACUUUACAAGGAAGACAACUUUGUCAUCCUGACCACACUAGAGAAGGAGAAAUACAAGUGCCUCCUUCCUUCACUCACAGCUGGAGACGAGGAUGAUGUCAAGGAAUACAGCGGACCCAGUCCAGCUGACCUGCUAGAGCCUCUGUUCAAACGAAGCAGCUGCUCAUACAGGAUUGAAUCCUACUGGACUUAUGAAGUAUGCCAUGGAAAACACGUGAGACAAUACCAUGAAGAGAAGGAGACAGGUCAGAAAAUAAGUGUUCAGGAGUACUUCUUGGGAAAUAUAGCGGACAAGAAACAAAGCCCCGAAGCAGCUAAAGCAGAAGAGACAGAAACUGCUCAAUCGACGGCUGAAACAGAAGUGCCGUCUAAGAACAUAGAAGGUCAGCUGACUCCAUAUUACUCACUGGAGAUGGGUUACGGGACACCUUGUGUGCUGAAGCAGAACCAGCCGCGUUCCACCUCUGUGCUGUAUGUGUGUCACCCGGAGGCCAAGCAUGAGAUCCUGUCGAUCGCAGAGGUCACCACCUGCGAAUACGAGGUGGUGGUGCUGACCCCCUUGCUUUGCGCGCACCCGAAAUACAGGUUCAAGUCGUCCCCGGUUAACGCCAUCUUCUGCCAAGCGCUGGCUGGUUCGCCGCUGCGGCCUCAGCGGCUGGCCCAGCUGGAUAAGGAGCAAGAGGAGCAGCUCAAGCCUCCUUUCAUGGCUACUGCAGAGCCCAGAGAGGAGGAGGCUCCCCCAAUGAAAGAAGAGGCCUUCACUUCCACUCACAAACCCCUGGCUGUGGGCGGGCAGGCACAGGUGGCUGUGGGCACCACCCACAUCUCUCGUCUGACAGACAAUCAGCUCAUCAAGGAGUUCCUUAGCGGCUCCUACUGUUUACACGGGGGGGUUGGAUGGUGGAAAUAUGAAUUUUGUUACGGAAAGCACGUCCAUCAGUACCACGAGGACAAGGAGCAAGGCAAGAACAUUGUGGUGGUUGGGAGCUGGAAUGCAGACGAACACAUGGAGUGGGCCAAGAAGAACGUGGCUCGAUCCUACCAGCUCAAAGACAGUGGAGUGCAGAAAGUCAAGUUGGUCUCUCACUUCUACGGCCAUGGCGAUCUGUGCGAUAUGACUGGGAAGCCCAGACAAGUUAUUGUGAAAUUGAAAUGUAAAGAGUCUGAAUCUCCCCACGCGGUCACUGUCUACAUGUUAGAACCUCAAACCUGCCAGUACAUCCUUGGGGUUGAGUCUUCCGUCAUAUGCAGGAUUCUUGACUCAGCAGAUGAACAAGGACUUCUUUCCAUCUCCAGCUAAACUGCCCUAAGGUCACGCGAUGAGAACAAGAGGAAAAUCCGGAGGGGGGUGGUUGCCAAAACAAAACAAAACAAAAAAACGCCCGUGCUGCUGCACAUGAUGUUCGAACUGUGGUGGUCUUGUUGGCUGGGCUGGACUGGACGCCACAGGGCAGCAGAAAGCCCCCUCAGGCCUCCUGAAACUGUGCAAUGGGCCACACCACAUCACUGGGUUGUAGCUGAAAUAAAGUGGAUUUAUUAUGUAUAUAUUUUAUAUCUAGGCUUUAAAAUGUGUUGAUUUCUAAUGAAGAAGAUAGUGAUGAUGAAGAAAUCUACAAUUUUCACUGUGGGGUUCCUGUGUGUGUGUGUGUGCGUGCGCGCGUGUGUGUGUGGACUAAUGAUUGAGAGACUGAGCACUUGUAAUCUGAAUAAUGAGGGUGAGGGUGAGUGUAACUUAUGCAUCGGCGGGUGUUGUGAAAUGGGUACAUGCUUGAAAAGCUUCAUUAAAAUUUCUUUUUAACUA
This is a messenger RNA of Dunckerocampus dactyliophorus (ringed pipefish), 2162 nucleotides long. RefSeq names its product endoplasmic reticulum lectin 1 (gene erlec1). The record is from RefSeq and is a predicted model, not a curated record. Bases 213 to 1661 code for a protein of 482 amino acids. Gene Ontology annotation, cellular component: endoplasmic reticulum lumen. Lineage: Eukaryota; Metazoa; Chordata; Actinopteri; Syngnathiformes; Syngnathidae. Gene Ontology annotation, biological process: retrograde protein transport, ER to cytosol; endoplasmic reticulum unfolded protein response. The transcript has 14 exons.